GCCGGAGGGGAGCUCGGGGAGUUGACUGAGAGUCUGGAGGAGCGAGCCGCCCGCUCAUAUACCUCCGGGUGUGACGGCCGAGUGACGUGGGAGGGACCACGGACUGAGGUUUGACCUCCUACUUGCCCUUGACCGACGAGUGAGGUAUGACGUGAGUUCUGCUCCGGCCUCUCCUUGGAAAUCCCCACACGCCCCUCCUCCUGCUGUCAGUGGUUUCUGCCGUGGACUCCUUUCAUGGUGAUUUCCGCUGGAGCCUUGGCCUCUCCCUCUCCUCCUUCUCUGUGUGGGUGUGUGUGUGUGUGUGUGUGUGUGUGAGAGAGAGAGAGAGAGCGAGAGAGAGAGACCUAACACACAUCCUUUCGUUGAUGUGUGUUAGGUCUUCCUGGCUCUUGGCUCAUCCCGCUGCUUACUGUAACAGUGUUUUGGUCACGCUAAACAGCUUCUGAACCGGGAUCACAAUGAAAACAUUUGUCCCCCCCCCCCCCCCAAAAAAAAAAGUUAAAAUAUUACGGGAAAGAAAAGACAACAAGUCAACAGUUCCGGUAAAAAUAAAUAAAAUAAAUAAUCUGUUCCUCUUUGGCAAGGUCAAGCUUCUCGUCUGUUACGUGACGAUAAAUGUUCUGCAGUUAUUCUUUUUAGCCUGUCCUCUUAUUGACGACGUAUGCUUUGUUUUCGUUUUCGUUUUCGGUUGAAUUUCACCCAACGUGUCUCCACAUGACAUGGGAUGGUCACGAAUUCGAUUGAAAAAGCGUGAUGGCUCGAUUCCAUUUGGCCGCUCCGGUCGUCCCUGCCCGCUCGUGGCUUAAUGGGGCCACUAAAAUAGAGCAGAGCUGCGUUUCGACGUUAUUAACAAUAUCCGGGGCUUGUGCCAAAACUCUGUCAAACAGCUGAGUCCGGACUGAAAGAGCUCGUCAGCUCAAGUUGUUGUGCAGACAUUCGUGGUCCCCGGGUCGGUGACUCCUACUGAUCUAGGUGAACCCCCCUAACUUGAGUUCUGGCCUUAUUCACUGAUAUGUUUGUAAAAGUGCUUUAUGGACCUCAAGACAUCUGUGAUUCCCUGACACCGUCAAACGCUCUGGACUUUGCCGCGAGCUGAGGAAUCUUUGGCGCAGCAUCGGAACCGGAGUAAACCACAGUGGAACUCAAACGCAAUCACAUUCCCCCCUCCCAAGCGUCCCUCUCGUCAGGUUGGAUCCUCGGCGAUAAGAGUUUGAUUUGACAACCUUAUGGUUUGUCUCUUAUGGCUUUAGACAGUCCGAGAGUGUUUCAACGAAAUGAUCACACACUGAAAAUAGCAGAGUGGGCGUAGAGCAAGUCUGCACUGGGCCAAGCUGGAAAACAAAGAGAUCAUUCAAUCAGGGGGCAACAGACACCUCACACAGGCUAUGACUCGUGAUUUAAUUUACUGUAUCUGUCAAUAAUUGACACCAGAGAGGAAUAUUUAGGCCUGUUCUGAUCGAGCCUACACACACACACACACACACACACACACACACACACACACACACACAUUAACUGCCCAGUUUCUCGUUUUUAACUGAAAUAGGAACGAUUCUAUACAUGAAUCCACAUUUUUGCCAUUUUACAACUGCAACAAUGUGAGGAAGCAUAAUAACGGCAAUGCACAAGCAGGGUGAGAUCGGCCCGAACCGAGAGGCCGCAGCCUGUCUGUUUUCUGUCUUCCUGUGUCCUGGUUACGCUCGGAUCACCGAGGGGUUUAAUUACCGCUCAGCAAACCGCAGAGGAGCCGCAUGGGAGGCGAUGGAAGGAAUCAGAUUUUGACCGUCAUCGAUUAAAGAUUCAUCUGCAACUUUCAUCUUGCCAUCACUGAGCUCCACUCACCCUCCCUCCCUGCCUCCCAUCAUGACAGGGGAUGCUGUCCCAGCUCCCCAGCAGGGGGACCCAGCUGCUGCGGCAGCUCCGACCCCUGGGGAGCCCAUGGAUGUGGAGUGUCCCAUCUGCUAUCAGGAGUACAACCAGUACAACAAAUGCCCCCGGAUGCUGGAGUGCCUCCAUGUCUUUUGCACCGAGUGCCUCCAGAGGAUCCAUCCUUGCCGCUGCGAGCCCCCCGACCACCGCAGCCCACCAGCCAUCCCCUGCCCCUUGUGCCGCCACCUCACCCCGCUGGAAUCUGGGGAUGCCCUCUCCUUACCCAGCAACUCCCGCAUCCUGGCCAGGCUGCCCCCCUUGACCUUCCGCCUGCCUGUGACCAUGACGACCCGCCUGGCCACGGUCACCCAGAGGGUGGUGCUCUCCCUGGAGGGCGAGAGCAGGGACACCCGCUUCAUCAUCCUGCCCACCGUCAGCCUGCGGGUGCAGCAGAUGCACCCGGACAGGCCGUACGGCAUCGCGCCAGGCCUGGUGGGCGAAGAGGAGGUCAUACAGCAGAGCAAGAGGACGCUGCUCUGUGUGCAGCUGCUGGCCGUCACCUUCUGGGUGCUGUUCGUGAUCACCUGCGUGGUCGGGGUGGUGUUUGGGCCACAUUUCUUGAACAGGAAUUUUUAAAUAGAAUACAGUAGAGUAUGGAAGAAUAGGGUUAUCUACUUUCUGUAGCAGAUGUAGGUCUUGAUAUGAAGUCAUGAAAUGCUCUACAGGUGAGGCACUGUGAAAAAGACAUAGUCUGACACAUGAAAUGUGCAAACUUAGAGCUCAUAAAAACACUUUAGAUGAAUUCAGUUGUAUGUUUCUGAAUAUAUUUGUGACCACUGAGGUUGCUGUUCACCCUGUAUGAAACUAAAUCCCUAUUUUUUUUUUUACUAAUCUCUCCUCAGUGUGCUGCAUGUUUGUUGCUCUUCCAUCAUUAAUAGACUGAUGAAGAGUUCCCUCUAGUGGACCCUUUUGGAAAUGGAUAAACUAAACUUACAUUUGCCACAUUUAUCAUUUGAAAAUGUUUAACAUGCUUUGAGGUGUUGUCGUUUAUCAUUCAUUUCAAUGCGGUUCGCAGUUUCUCCCUGUCCCUGAUUGUUGACCUUAUUAUAGGCUACAGCUGAUGACCGUACUGCUCUCGAAAAACUCAUUUGCCCUGUCAGGUGCAUUACAGCUGAUCGAUUAGUAAUGGACUACUCAAGGAAGCGCCAGCUAUUUUGAUAACCGAUCAAUCAGAGUCGUUUUUUCAUCAGUUGCAGCCCUAGUGUGUGUAAAUCCAGAAAAUUACAGAUUACAGAAAACUGGGGUUGGUAAAAAAUAGUGGUAUGUGUGUGUUUGCAUGUAACAGAGAGUGUGUGUAUUUGUUUAAUCAUUUUUGGAUAAAAUUCUCAUGUAUGCUGCUUUUUUUGUGUGAAAUACAGCAAAGAUAUUUAGUUAUCAUCCCAAAAUUUCAAGCAUAUGUAAUUCGGAAUUUUCAAUGGGGCAUGUACAUCCACUCUUGUUCUGUCACACCUUAUCUGUGGCCCUUGAUAGGCUAUUUAUAAGCUGUUCGUAUGACAGGGAAUUUGAAUUCCUCAUCGUCCUAGACCCAGUUUGGUGGUUGAGGAAAUCAAGAAGUCCCUUUUACAGAUGUUGCUUCAUGUGAAUAACAGUUUUUGACGGACUGUGGUGAUGAACAUGGCUAAAAGGUUGUCAUAUGUCAGGUUUUAUAAUUCAUUAUCUUUAUUAAUGACGACAUGUUACAGUGUAACUAUGGAAAGUGAUUGUAAGGUUCAUGCAUUUUCCUCUGUGUGUUUGCUCUGUAUUGUUCUGUGCGCAUCUUGUCUGUACUUGUUAACGUUAAGCUUCUCGUUAAUUUAAUUAUUUCAUUAUUUAACCACGUCUUAUAAGUACUUUUGACUGUAUAGGAGCACAACUGUUCCAGUAAAUUACAAAUAAAGACGUUGAAAAUGUAAAAAUGUAUGUACUCGUUCACUGUUUUCACUUGGUCCUGGGCCUAUCGGGAGUCCCUUAUCAAAAAUGUUUGUGGGACAAAAAUUGAGUGCUUGUUUCAUUUUAAUUUCAAAUUGAUCAACCAAAAGAAUCAUUUGUGACAGUACCCUGAUAAUUUUUUUUUCCUUCUUUUUUUGGUACAGACAGGUCCUUCAUUGGUAAGACUUUCAGUGGAUAUCCCCCCCAAAAAAACGUUUUGCUGGUCAUUAAAGUACUGC
This is a messenger RNA of Scophthalmus maximus (turbot), 4076 nucleotides long. Its product is annotated as RING finger domain-containing protein. NCBI's taxonomy places the organism in Eukaryota, Metazoa, Chordata, Actinopteri, Pleuronectiformes, Scophthalmidae. The coding region runs from base 1864 to 2505 and encodes 213 amino acids. Gene Ontology annotation, biological process: protein ubiquitination. The transcript has 3 exons. Gene Ontology annotation, molecular function: ubiquitin protein ligase activity. The record is from RefSeq and is a predicted model, not a curated record.